Messenger RNA from Notolabrus celidotus (New Zealand spotty), 2269 nucleotides. RefSeq names its product trichohyalin-like. The record is from RefSeq and is a predicted model, not a curated record. Gene Ontology annotation, molecular function: actin binding. NCBI's taxonomy places the organism in Eukaryota, Metazoa, Chordata, Actinopteri, Labriformes, Labridae. Bases 53 to 1990 code for a protein of 645 amino acids. Gene Ontology annotation, biological process: signal transduction. The transcript has 13 exons.
CAGGACCCGGAUCAGGACCAAGGACCAGGGACCAGGAGCAGCUAAGUCCACCAUGUCAGAACCCAUCAAGAGGAAGAGCUCCAGCAGACAGCUCCUGCAGAACCUCAUCAGGUCUGAUGAGGAGCUGAAGCCCAGCUGUCGCUUGGUUCUGGAGGAGGAUGAAGGCUUCAGCGACUGGAGUCACAGGCUGGAGAACCGUAACGAACAGGAGGUGCCGAAUAAGUGCGGCGCCAGAAAGCAGAAGUCUUCAACAUCACAGUGGAAACCAGAACCUGCAGUGGAGAAACAGCAGGAGGACAAAGACGAGGGAUGUAAGCUACAACAGAAGAAUCAAACCCAGGAGGCCGCCACGAGGCCCACAGAGAAGAUGUCCAACAUCAACAGAAAGGAAGCAAGGACGUCUUACAGCUCAUCAGUUUUCCUUCCACAGGACGUCAAGCUGCCUGACAGGACGUCCUACCUGGUGGCAGGGACGAUGAAGACACGAGGAGGGGCCUGCAGGGUGGAUGAAGAGGUGACUCAGGAGCAGCAGAAGGAGGAGAAGGAGGUGCAGCCUGAGCUGCAGAGGGAGUGGAGGUCCCAUCAGAAGGAGGAGAAGGGGGUCCAGCCUGAGCUGCAGAGGGAGUGGAGGUCCCAUCAGAAGGAAGAGAAGGAGGUCCAGCCUGAGCUGCAGAGGGAGUGGAGGUCCCAUCACAAGGAGGUACAGCCGGAACUGCAGAGGGAGUGGAGGUCCCAUCAGAAGGAGGAGAAGGGGGUCCAGCCUGAGCUGCAGAGGGAGUGGAGGUCCCAUCAGAAGGAAGAGAAGGAGGUGCAGCCUGAGCUGCAGAGGGAAUGGAGGUCCCAUCAGAAGGAAGAGAAGGAGGUGCAGCCUGAGCUGCAGAGGGAGGGGAGGUCUCAUCAGAAGGAGGAGAAGGAGGUCCAGCCUGAGCAACAGAGGGAGUGGAGGUCCCAUCAGAAGGAGGAGAAGGAGGUCCAGCCUGAGCUGCACAGAGAAUGGAGGUCCCACCAGAAGGAGGACAAGGAGGUGCACCCUGAACUGCAGAGGGAGUGGAGGUCCCAUCAGAAGGAGGAGAAGGAGGUCCAGCCUGAGCUACACAGAGAAUGGAGGUCCCACCAGAAGGAAGACAAGGAGGUGCACCCUGAACCUCAGAGGAAGUGGAGGUCCCAACAGAGCCAAAGACAUGAAGAUGAUGAGGAGGAAGAGGAGCUACGCUUCACUCAUGAAGAGAAGGAGGAUUUAAAAGUCAGGCGGGAGGAGAGAUAUAAAGAGGAAGAGGGGGAAGAAGAGGAGGAAGAGCACAAGAUGCCAGAUGAGUGGUCAGUGGAGAGCAGGAGCAGUGAGGAGAUGAACAGAAGAUCUGCGGUCUCUGUUUGCAGCAGCAGUGACGGGGAGGAGCUGUUAAACUGCUACGGACCCAUGAGCCCCACAUUUAAGAAACUCCUUGUCCAGUUUUACCCGGAUGAAGCAAACAGCAGAACCUCAACAGAUGGUAAAUGCAAGAUCAUCGAGAGGACUGAGUCUCUGAGGAAAAGCACCAGCAGCACAAAGAAGACCCCCCCACCUGUUCCUAUUUCAAGGAUUAACAAGAAACUGGAGCAGUACACACACGCCCUUGAGGUCUCAUCAAAAGAAAGCAGAUCAGGCAGUCAGGUGCCAACCGACCUGACGAGUCCAGCAGAACCCGUCUCCUCAAAGAAGAACCUGUUUGAGGGAGGAGAUGCCUGGAACCAGAACAGCAUGACAGUCACACCGUCUAAGGAUGCAGACAGUUUGAAAGUUGGUGUGGCUGAUCUCAUCAAUCAGUGGGUCAAAGGAGGUGAAGAUGCGAGCCGCUGCAGCUCGCCCUGCAGACCAGCAGACAGCUCAGCGGGUAAAAAAUACAAGUUUGUGGUGACGGGUCACGGGAAGUAUGAGAAGGUCUCUGACGAUCAGGACGGCAGUUAUGACGGAAACUGUCAGUCAGCUGAACCAUUCUAUGAAGAUUUGUGAAAGACAAUCUGGACUUGGAAGAAUUCCUCUCUUGCAUACAGCACAAACUUUUGCCACUAUCACUUCAUCAUUCCCUUCAUUUCAAAUCUUUACAGCUGUGUUUGAAAAUAUAUUUAAAGCCUGUCAUUAUUUUUCUCCUGUGAAACUUUGGUAUCAUUUUACUAAAGGUAGUGAAGUAGAGUCUUUUUCCUGUUUGCCUGGACAGGUCGCCUCUUAUUUGUGAAUAAUAAUCUCAGCAGUAGUAAAUCUUCCAUGCAGCACAAUAAACGUUAUUAAAAA